Molecule: messenger RNA, 2664 nt
Organism: Ophidiomyces ophidiicola
Lineage: Eukaryota; Fungi; Ascomycota; Eurotiomycetes; Onygenales; Onygenaceae
Gene: ppk32
Product: Protein kinase domain-containing protein ppk32
Exons: 2
Coding region: 1-2664 (887 amino acids)
Biological process (GO): protein phosphorylation
Molecular function (GO): protein kinase activity; ATP binding
Source: RefSeq, a predicted model, not a curated record
AUGUUUUCUUCUGCCUUAAAGUCCUUUAGCUCAAAUAUUUCCUCAAAUUACCAGAUAUGCCCGACCCACUCUUUCACCUCGGGGCCCUGGAAGGUCCAUGAUGGGAAGAAGAAAGGUACCGGCACUCCGGCCUCCGUCUUUAUUUUUGACCGCAAAUCAUUAGACUCCAAGGCGGGUGGCUUUGGGUCGCGUUCCAGUAAUUCCUAUCUCAAGAAGCUACAAGAGGGCGUGAUUGAACGACUGAAGCGGGAAGCUUCUAAUCUAGCGAGGCUCAGGCAUCCGUCUAUUCUCCAAAUUCUUGAGCCUGUGGAAGAUACAAGGAAUGGCGGACUGAUGUUUGUUACGGAGCCAUUGACUGCAUCUUUGGCCGGGUUGCUUCAGGAAAAGGACGAGCAAGAGAGAGCCGGGGGUCGAACGAGUCGAUACGUUAUAGAGGCUUCAGAUGGUUCAAAGCGACGAAGAGAUCUCGACAUUGAUGAACUUGAAAUUCAAAAAGGACUGCUUCAGAUCGGCAAGGGCCUCGAAUUUCUGCAUGAAUCCGCCGCACUCGUCCACGGAAAUCUUACUCCGGAUGCCAUUUAUAUCAAUUCUAAGUCUGACUGGAAGAUAUCCGGUCUCUCGUUUUCAGGCCCAGCUGACUCGCAAAGUACUUCAACACUACCUCCCCUCGCUCUAUCUGAAGUUUUGUAUCACGACGCCCAACUUCCCCCUUUUGUCCAGCUAGACUUGGACUACACUUCGCCAGACUUUGUUAUCGACUCAAAUAUAUCAACCGCAGCGGACCUUUUCUCUCUUGGACUGUUAAUAAUUGCGCUUUAUAAUUCUCCACACAUCUCUCCUCUUCAAAGCCACCAGAGCAUCAAUACAUACAAGAAGCUCUUAUCAUCGCCCUCGACAGUUCCCUCUCAGAACAACUCUUUCUGCUGUUCCAGACCAAUUCCGAAAGACCUUCAGUCGGAGAUUCUUCCGAGAUUAAUUACAAGGCGACCAGCACAGCGGAUGAAUGCUCGGGAAUUUCAGCAGGCCCGGUAUUUCGAUAAUGUUCUUGUAUCAACCAUACGAUUUCUAGAAUCCUUCCCUGCUAAGACGCCAAAUGAGAAAUCCCAGUUUAUGAGGGGCCUCUCACAUGUCUUACCUGAGUUUCCUACUUCUGUGCUGGAGAGAAAAGUGCUCCCUGCCUUGCUAGAGGAGGGUAAGGAUCAUGAGCUUCUGCCGCUCAUUCUACAAAACACGUUCAAAAUAAUCGACCGCCUUCCGGCUGGGUGCCGCGUUGUGUCCGAUAAAGUACUUCCCCAGUUGAAAGUAUUAUUCCCUUCUUCAAAUGGCAAAGCCACCACUGUAGAACGAGGCAGUGGUAAAGAUGCAGGUCUUAUGGUUAUUCUUGAGAAUAUUAAACUGUUAGCUGAGAAUUGUUCUGGGAAGGAGUUUAAAGAAGAUGUUUGGCCUUUGAUUUCUUUGGGCUUAGACUCUCCUACUCAUUCGCUAGUCGACACGUCUUUAAGAUGCCUUCCAGCUAUGCUUCCCGUACUUGAUUUCUCCACUGUCAAGGAUGAAGUGUUCCCGCCGAUAGCACUUGUGUUUAGUAAAACAAGUAGCCUAGCUAUCAAAAUACGGGGUUUGGAAGCUUUUGUUAUCCUCUGUGGCGGAUCUCUCGACUCUCCGGAUUCUUCGGAUGACCUUUCCGGGAUUAAGAGUGCACCUAAAUCUCAACAUGUGGCUUCUUCAUCCAUUCUUGAUAAAUUUACAAUACAGGAGAAGGUAGUCCCAUUAAUGAAAGGAAUCAAAACCAAAGAACCCGCUGUGAUGAUGGCGGCUCUGAAAGUAUUUAAACAAAUUGGUCAUCAUGUGGAUAUCGAUUUUCUAGCACUGGAGGUUCUUCCAAUUAUGUGGACAUUUAGUCUUGGUCCGUUGCUAAAUGUGCAGCAAUUCACUAGCUAUAUGGAUCUUAUCAAGUCGUUGUCGUCGGUUAUUGAGAAAGAGCAGACUAAAAAGCUUCAGGAGUUGUCAUCGACAUCCAGUGGUGACAAAUCCCAAACUAGUACUUCCAGCGCUUUUGGUCCGCAAAUAAAUAUCAAUGGCGGCAGUACUGAUCAGGAGAUGGAUUUUGAAAGUCUCGUUUUAGGGAAGGCUCGCACGGUGACAUCUCCUUCCAAUGUGUGGGGAACUCCGUCAGUGCCCUCUCUUCAGCCAAUAUCGCCUGAUACUGGACCUAAGUUCUCAUGGUCCUCGUCAAAUAGUGCUUUGGGGGUAUCGCCUAACCCACGGUCAAUUACCCCAGAUACAAAAAUUGGUUCGUUUCCUGUACUCAAACCUACAAGUGGACAAGGCACGUCCUUCUACCAGCAGCCCACAACAAGUCUAUCCUGGAAUACAACACUCUCAAAGCCGUCGCUGAACUUGCAGUCAAGUCUUUCUAAUACUCCUCCGCUAGCACCGUCCACGUAUGCAACGCUUCAGCCGACCCAGCAGCCCAUGACGACAGCGGCAAUGUUUACUAUACCUCCACCUCCCCCGAUAAAUCCUCAACAAUCUAACUCAUCGACAUCACGAUUUCUUCCCUCACCCCCGCCGACCACUUCUAAUACGAAAAAUUCUCCACCAAACCAGCCGGCAAGGUAUGGGCAACAGGGACAAGGUCUUGAUAAAUAUGAAAGCUUGCUUUAA